CAGUUCUCUCGACAGUUCUCGAUGAACCCUCCGGCGACGUAGGAGUACACUCGCGAGAAGCAGUAUAUCUAUUUUAGUGUUAUUAAUUAAAAUGCGAUGACGAAGGUUGGAAGUUCAGCCGAAAUAAAAUUGGGUUACUUCGACAUGUAACAAGACGGUUGUUUAGUGGGUUGUGAUGAAGAAGAUCAUUGCGAAUAAAGGAUAAUAACACCUUCUACAGGAAGAGUCCACCGUAUCGGCUCCGUCGAAGUUUCACGUUCACAAAUUUUGACAUACACAACCCUUCAACUUAGAUUCCGUACCAAUGCUGUCCAAUAAAUUCGUCCUUGUGCGGUGUAGGGGCGCAAAGCCAGUAGGAAGUGAAGAUGUUGUCGUACAUGUUGCCGACCGUGGACAAACCGCCGUCUGGCGAUCUCAAUCAGAAUAUACGUUUGGGCAAGAUUCAGGAUCAAAACGACCUGCGAAACUACUCGUCAAACUCGACGAAGACGGUUCUGAAUUCGAAUAGAACAAUGAACUCGACUAUACUAUCCAGAUUCGAAGAUGGCGUCGGCGAUCGGUACCAUCAGAACCAAGUCCAAGGUCAAACCGUGAUACCAAUCGAGAGUCCCAAGCACAAUGCACAGAAUGGUACCGCCCGAAAGUCUACCCUCCAUACCUCCAAGGUUUCUAAGGACGAUAGUCUCUACAGUAUCGAUAGUGACGCCAGUACUGUAGGAAGCGACCGAAAAAACAAAAUUCUCAAUGGUACAAAGCAUGCCAAUCUCAAGAGGGUGUCAUUUGGCUCGAGUAAGGGGUCAAUGGUCGAAACCCUUGUCUUCGAGACUCCAGUCCAAGAAGAGCCUGAGAAUAAUCACUUCUUGGACAACAAUGGUCGACUUGAGCAUCCAGCUUCCAUGAUACCAGUUCCUGAUACAGACGAGGGUAGAGAGAAAGUGCGAGUUUCGUUAGUGGGCGCACAGCCCUCACCUGCAACGCCUGGAGUCCUUUUGCUCGAUCCAAUUGGCCCUUCGACGGGUCAUCUGAUAGACAUCAUGGCAGCGAGUCCUGCAGAACUUUUAACCACACAUACUGAGCACACCACUCCCACCUACCACACGCAAAUAAGUACGGACAGCGGAUGGGAUAAUCCGUUCAGGCCUGAUGGGGACUUGUCGAGAGAAGCUGACGAGAUAGUCGAGCUAAUCAAAGGUGGGAAGCCCAUAACGCCGACCCCUGGACAAAAUGCCCCACCCUUGCCAGGUUGUGAAGGACGAAAGGGCGAACACGAUUCAAGUUCGAGUCCCCUUCUGGACUCCACGACGAGGCAGGGAAAUGGAAAUGCUCACAGCACACCGUCGAAGCCCGUCAAUGAAAAAGUGGGCUCGACAACAAGUGCGACCGUGGAAGUGGGCCGAGUGACGGCUCAGGGUCCCGGGGACGCCUCGCAGGUUGAGCACGUCACCUUGAAGAAGAAACCCAAGUGCAAGUGCUGCGUGCUCCAGUAACAAGACCAAGAGGAGGGAGAUUGAAAGAGCGAACUCAUCUCUACAUCAAGAUUCAAAAUCUGAUUGAAUCCUCGUCAAUUCAUGUUAGGACAGUGAGGACAGGGGCCACGGGAAUGAAAGCUCGAUUUCAGACCCAGGGCGCUCAAGUUGGACGCGACGCGAACUCACCUGUCGACAAAAUUUCCUGUCUUUCUCCUCCAGCAGGAGCCUCCAAAAAUGGUGAAAAAUGAGGGCGGGGACGUAAAAACGAAAAAACGUCAACUGUUGGAAGUGGUGGUAGAAGACAAUUGACGAUCCGGAAGGAUCAAGAGACAGUGAAACUCUUCUACGUGAUACGACACGAGACGGGGAGACAUAUUGAAAUAUAUUGUAGAUACAGAAUAGUAGCUAUCCAGCUUACGCUUUUAAUUAUCGUGGUUACUAUCGUUAAGAUUAUCGUGACUAAAGUCAGGAGAAAACAUGUGGAGACGCGCUUUCUCGACGGAGAAAUGCAAUGUCUCUCCUUGAGAAAAAAGCGUCCUCUUCAUUCUCUUCUGGCAAUUGAAAGAGAAAAUGAAAAUCACUUGCACACACGAACAGUGCGGCUCCACGAGCUUUCGCGAAAGCGUGUACAGUGGACACAGAGUAAAGAUUCAGGAUUUUUGAAGUAAGUUGUGAAUUGUAAAUAUUGAAUUCUCGUGAGCGCGAGGAUGGAUUGUGAUGGCAGGCGCGAGAACUCGAGAGGGAGGAUGGAAGGGAGUUGGGAGAGAGUUCUGGAGGCUUCGAAAUAGCUUUGGGGACCCUCUCAUUUGCUGCUAGUGCACAAACUAAUGUAAAACGCAUAAUUCUUAAGCAGGCAUUGUUUUCGUUGUGAUUAAUUUACCCAUCCACCACAUAAUGUAGAUGACAAGACGUGCACGUUCAAGUUUAUUUAUUUUCCUUUCGAGUAGCUAGAGAAUCGCUCGUACCUAUAUGUCCUCAUUAUUAUAUAGAUUCAUUCAUGUGCAGAUAUGUAUGUAUGUUUCGAAAUUCCUAUGUGUAUAUAUUAUUAUAUUUAUGUAUACUUGUAAUAACUACCCCAACAGCACGCAAUACUGCUGCUGCAAUAUAAAAAUAUGUCCUCUUCCCCCAAUAAAUAUUGCUGAAAUGAUGCAGCAACGAGACCCUCCAACAAAAUAAUCCUCUCCAAAAUUCACUUGUGCGUAAAAUAAUGCAGGAAAAACGAGGCGAAUGCCAUGCAGAAACGAUGGAUCAAUUUACAAGGACACUCUUCUACCUGAUGUGGUCCUAAUUCCUGAUCAUGUAAAGUAAAGACCCCAGUUAGUGACACUCUUAGUUUUCGAGAGUACAAAAUUUAGCUUUUCACUGUUGGAUACGCUUCAAUUACGAUUUUUUUCGUAAGAAUAAGUGAAGUAGUUGCUUUUUAAUGCUGGAGACAUGAUUUCAGCCAUUUCUGCAUUGUUAAUUAAUAUUUAUUAACGUUUUGUGUGCUUCGUGAGAGUGGACAUAUUUAUAUGCUACUAGUAGAACCAGUCAUGCAUUGCUGUGGCUCAGUUAAUACGUUGAAUGAAUAUUAUGCUAAAUUUGACGCCAUCUAUUGGUUGCUCGCCCAACCUAGAUAACGUGAAAUGUUGAGAUGUCGGUCAAUAAACUAACUUACACCUCCAUCUGUUUGAAAGUUGUGGAAGUUACAAAUAAAAACACUUAAUUUGCAAUUUAAAAAAAUUGAGGUAAUUAAUCGAGAUAAAAAGUAUCCUAUCCCUCAAGUUGGACCAAAUUACACACAGUAUACAAAAUUUCAUCAAGAUCGGUUAAGUAGUUUCGGAAUUUAGUGGCAACAAACAUCGUGACACUAACUGAUUUCUUUACUUUAUUAUCAGUAACUUACAUGAGAAGAUCUUGCCGCCAAAACUUGCCAGGAAUUUGAAUCAUCCUCUUCCAAAAUUGCAAGAUUAUUCCGCAACAUUGUAUGAAUCAAAAUUGCCGCAUCAAUUCAGUAAUUUUGCUGCAAUAUUUUCAUGCAGAAUUGCGUGCUCUUUGGGGACAGUCUUUUAAGCUAUUUCGGACGUAUUCUUCAUUUUGUUCUUAAUUCUGGUGAGGACAUUUUUUAUUUUCUUUGCCAAUAUAGCGAAUUAAUGUAUUAUACAUACUGUAAGUAAUCGUGAAAUCCUGAAUAUUUACCGAAAAUCUUGGUGAAGAUUAGAUUUAGUCCAUGAUGCUACGUUAAAAUGAAAGACAAUUGAAACACAGUUGAAGCCUGCUCCACUAUAAGAGUGCAUGUAUACGAAUAAGAGAUAAAAAUAAGAAACCCGAGUGACUUUUGACGAAUUGAAUGCACUUUUGUACGGGGCAGACUUAAAUUAUUGGCACCAAUUGCUAAAGAUGAGAUCAAAUCUUAUAUUUUAAAUGACUCAUGUCAGUAAACAAAAUUUCAAAAUCUAUUCAGAUAAAUUAUAAUUAUUAUUUAUAAUUUAUUAUCAUUUUACUCUCCUUUUGCCUGAUUCCUUUUUUUCUUUUUACCUUUACUAUCCUUCGAUAGAUUUCGCCAUAAUCAUUUUUAUCUGGGUUAUCAGUUCCGUAAAAAAGAAGGAACUGGAAAAGUAAUGUUCAAAAAGUAUUUUACAAGCUGAUUCUCAUCAAGGAUGAUGGGUUUGGUAACCCAGAAUUUUUACCUCGCUUUGCAAUGAUUUAUAUUUUUACCUCAUAUCUUUCCUCCUUAGAAAACAGUUUGAAUUUUAUUUUUGUGUUGAUUUUAAACCCAAAAAAGAAUUAAUUUGAAAGAGAUAUCGAUGAAAAGUACUGUAUAUUAAUUAGAGAUCCUUCUUCCUCGAGAUAGAAGAAGAAGAAGAGGAAUAUGAAAGCUUGCCCAGGUUUUUCACACUAAACUUAGGGACUAAAGUUCGAUCUGGAUUGCAUUUCGAUCUUCUCGUGUGUUUUUUAUACGAAGCGACUUUGCAAAAUGAAUUUUAGCGCCAACUCUUUUUCAAAGAUUUUUUUACCGCCGAUCGCUGAUUAUUAUAUUAUAUUUACAAGUACAGAUCGAUAUGUGCGUCGACGUUAGAUUUCUAACUUUUUAACAAAACGAAAAUGCGUUUUUUAGCCGAUUUUCUUGAGGAGAGAAAGUAAGAAGAGUAAAUCGAAUAGAAAUUCGUCGUACGAACAAGAUUUUUGGCCGAAGAUCCGCGUUAGAGGUGAGAGGAGGCAUGACUGGACGUUGCGUUGGUUGGACUAUGUGACGAUGAUUUGUAUUAAUUUAGAAUUAAGUUCCCGCGGAUGAACAUCGCAUGCACGAAAAUCUUGUAACACUGUUGACUCUGCCGAGCUUACAGAUAUUAAAUGAUAUUAAACGAA
Molecule: messenger RNA, 4817 nt
Organism: Belonocnema kinseyi
Lineage: Eukaryota; Metazoa; Arthropoda; Insecta; Hymenoptera; Cynipidae
Exons: 7
Coding region: 366-1487 (373 amino acids)
Source: RefSeq, a predicted model, not a curated record